AGAAGUGUGUCUGCACAGCCCGUCUGUCUUGGCCGUCAGCAGAAUAAGCGUUGGAGCUUUCGCUGCACAGACAGAGAAUUCCCUGAAAGAAUAAAGUAGCUCUCCGCAGCGCACAGGCUGAUCCGGGCUCCGGGUUAGGGUCCGGGUCUAUGGCCUGAUCUGUACCGGCGGCAGAUAGGCUGCAGCUGAAGCCUCCGAGAUGCUCCGAGCUCUCUGCAGCUGCUCAAUAACGCCGUCACCGAUACCGGCCCGGGGACACAGCUAUGCUUUUCCGACGGAGAGCCAGGAUGUUGCGAUGGCUGGUGUGUGGUCGGUUGGGUCCAGUUUGGAUGUGGAAAGCACUGCUGCUCUUUGUGGCCAUUGUUUUUGCAGGCCAGCUGCUCGGAGUCAUCUUCAACAAGAGCAGUGUCCAGCCAGCUGCUCGCUCCAUCUUCUCGUCCCCUGAUGCUCAGGGGCCUUCUCUGGGCUCCUGUCAGCCCCACACCCACAUCAUGUUCCUCAAGACCCACAAGACAGCCAGCAGCACUGUGCUCAACAUGCUGUACCGCUUUGGAGAGGAGCGCAACCUCUACUUUGCCCUACCACUGGGCUACCAGCUGGGCUACCCGCUGCCCUUCAACGCUCACAGGGUCAAAGGUUACCGAGGUCCCAGAGCCAUGGAGUUCCACAUCAUGGGCAAUCACAUGAGAUUUAAUAAGCCAGAGGUGGAGAAGGUGAUGCCUGCAGACACGUUCUACUUCUCCAUCAUCAGAGACCCGGUUGCUCUGGCUGAGUCCUCCUUUGCCUAUUACAAAGAAGUGGCACCUGCCUUUCGGAAAGCCAAAGGCUUGGGCGAUUUUGCUGAUGACCCCAGGAAAUACUAUGAUCCUCGUCUCCGCAACAACCACUAUGCACGCAACCUGCUGUGGUUUGACUUUGGCAUGGACCACAAUGCUAACUUCUCAGUGGCUCUGGCUCAGCGUGGUGAGGCCAUGAUCCACCAGGCUUUUAAGCUGAUUCUGAUAUCAGAGUACUUUGACCAGUCCAUGAUCCUGCUGAGACACGCCCUCUGCUGGCCGCUGGAUGCUGUUGUCUCAUUUAGUCUCAACGCUCGGCAGCAGAAGCCCAGCAGCAUAGGAGGGAUGAGUGGGAGCUGGAUGGGCAAAGCGGCAGCAGUGGCUGGUGUCAACGUUAGAGGUGGACGCUCACAAGCCAAGACACCGCCCAAUCUGUCACUAACGGAGGAACAGCGGGAGAAGCUGCGGCAGUGGAAUGCCUUAGACUGGUAUUUAUACAAAGCCUUUAACCGGACCUUCUGGGAGGAAAUUGACAGGUUCGGUCACACCCAGAUGGAGCAGGAAGUGGCUCUUCUCAGGAUGCGACGGGACGAUCUGGCCCGGGUUUGUCUGAGGGAUGGCGGGAAGCCUGUGGAGGCCCACCGGAUCCGAGACAAAACCAUCCGGCCAUUCCAGAGCGGAUUAGUGAAGAUCCUUGGCUAUGAGCUCCAGCCAGGGCUGGACAACACCACCAGGAUGGCCUGUCUGAGGAUGAUCAGACCUGAGAUCCAGUACAAAGAUGUACUGGAUGUUAAACAGUUCCCACGGGCUCAGCCGAUCCAAGCCCAGCCAGGCCAACAGAGCCAGGGACUCAUGAUAGCAGCCGGUGGCUCUUUUCUGAGACAAGACUCGUCCAGGACAGGAGGAGAGAGGCAGGUGGGGGUAGAGGGAGGGGGGAGGACGGUGGAGAAGGGGGAGAGAGACUGGGAUGGAAGCCAUUUAAUGAGGAACAACCAGACUUUGAUACGAGUGCAAGAAAAAGGAAGGUUGAGAUAGUUUGAGGUGAGUCUUGUCCCUAAAUAUGGUACCUUUGACUAAUGAAACUGAAAACUGAGCCGAGAAAACAAAAAGCUCCUCCUUUGCACUUCCACUUUUUGGUCAUUUGCUUGUUUUCUUAAAAACUGUCUCUGCUUUUAGUUAGUGUAAUUCUCGUGGACUUGCCCUUUGACCUCUGAGCGCCUGGGAUGCUUUCAUGGCUGCAGUAACAAGCUGAAAGAUGAUGGUAGGUUUUGUGUCAUAAAGUGAGAGGACCACUUUGUUUUUGGUAUGGUAAAACACUCCUGAAGUGUUGGCAGGUGCUACUGCUGCAGUUUAUUACACAGUGAUGUGUGACGGUGGGCACACAAGCCUGUUUUAUUCCUGGUUCACGAGUACUAUAAGAGUUCCACUUUUCAUGUUGACAUUGGUGCACAUGCUUGAAACUUCUCAAAUUAAAGAUACUUAUAGUCACAGUUUGUGUCUCUCAUGCAGUCCAAGUCACACAAUCAAGCAUCUGAUUUUCUUUAAGCUAAUCUUUGAAAACACAGGCCUUUAAAAAGAGAACCCAUGUUUUAAAGGUAUUACCAUAAUCCUCAGACUCUGGAUAAAUAAAUAUUUUGUCUGCUGCACAACAAAAAAAGAUUUAAAAAUGUUUUUUCUUAAUCAAAACAGAGUUGAUAGCCAGAAAUGUCACAUGUUCCAGCUCAAUUAGUACAACAUGUACAAAAGUUUUAAAAAGUAUUUAUUCAGUCAUCCUUUUUUUUUUAGAAAUUGUUGUUCCUUUGAGUCACUUCAUAUUUAAUACAAAAUAAUGCAUUAAUAAUACUUUAUACAUAAUAUACUUUAAUUGCUUUACACUAUACACUAUACACUAAGGGGCGGUGUUAGUGAGACAAACAGCAGACAAACAUAAGACAGACACACAAGACACACUGAUAUCUUAGGGCAGGGAGUUCCAAGACAGAGUUUAUCUUGUAUAUACUGUAUAAAAUGAGCAAAGAGGUGUGCUAUUUCUAGGGCUGUACCGAAUGUUUUGAAGCUUUGUUCGUUGCCAUGAUAUUUGAACAGCAAAAUCAGUAAUCA
This is a messenger RNA of Thunnus maccoyii (southern bluefin tuna), 2876 nucleotides long. RefSeq names its product galactose-3-O-sulfotransferase 4 (gene gal3st4). Gene Ontology annotation, molecular function: galactosylceramide sulfotransferase activity. The record is from RefSeq and is a predicted model, not a curated record. Gene Ontology annotation, biological process: glycolipid biosynthetic process. NCBI's taxonomy places the organism in Eukaryota, Metazoa, Chordata, Actinopteri, Scombriformes, Scombridae. The transcript is spliced from 4 exons. Gene Ontology annotation, cellular component: membrane. Bases 264 to 1811 code for a protein of 515 amino acids.